Molecule: messenger RNA, 2931 nt
Organism: Bufo bufo (common toad)
Lineage: Eukaryota; Metazoa; Chordata; Amphibia; Anura; Bufonidae
Gene: LHX9
Product: LIM homeobox 9
Exons: 5
Coding region: 222-1217 (331 amino acids)
Biological process (GO): neuron differentiation; regulation of transcription by RNA polymerase II
Cellular component (GO): nucleus
Molecular function (GO): DNA-binding transcription factor activity, RNA polymerase II-specific; RNA polymerase II transcription regulatory region sequence-specific DNA binding
Source: RefSeq, a predicted model, not a curated record
ACUGAGCAGCAACAGGACAGAGUAGACCUCCUCCCUAGCUUGUCUCUGAGGAAGAGCUCUGCUGAGAGAAGUUGUUCUAAGUUUUCCCAACACCACCAUCACAUAAUAUGCUCCAUGGCUAAUUGUGCUGCCUUGUGAUACUUCCAGGAGGAGAUCACUCAUAUCUACUGCCCUACCUUCCUCUGUGUGUGGAUGCUGGAAGAAACAUUAGGGUUCUGUAUAUGGAAAUUGUGGGUUGCAGAACAGAAGAAAGUGCCUAUCCCUUCCGACCAGCAGCCAUGCUCUUCCAUGGGAUAACCGGGGGACAUAUACAAGGGAUCAUGGAAGAGAUGGAGAGACGGUCCAAGUCAGCAGAUAGCCGUCUGGCCAAAACUAUCCAGGUCAAUGGCAGAGAAACAAGAAUGCCGCCACUCAGCCCAGAGAAGCCAGCUCUGUGUGCAGGAUGUGGAGGGAAGAUCUCUGACAGAUACUACCUUUUGGCUGUGGACAAGCAAUGGCAUCUCCGCUGUCUGAAGUGCUGUGAAUGUAAACUGGCCUUGGAGUCAGAAUUGACUUGUUUUGCAAAGGAUGGAAGCAUAUAUUGCAAAGAAGAUUAUUACAGAAGGUUUUCGGUGCAGAGGUGUGCUCGAUGCCACCUUGGCAUUUCAGCUUCAGAAAUGGUUAUGAGAGCAAGAGAGUCGGUCUAUCAUCUAAGCUGCUUCACAUGCACCACGUGUAACAAGACCCUGAGUACAGGAGACCAUUUUGGCAUGAAAGAAAAUCUAGUAUAUUGCCGGGCUCACUUUGAGCUCUUGGUCCAGGGAGAUUUCCAUCCUCAGCUCAACUACACUGAGAUUUCAGCUAAAGGUGGAGGACUGUCUGCACUUCCCUACUUCACCAAUGGAACAGGUGCCGUGCAAAAGGGGAGACCCAGAAAGAGGAAGAGUCCUGCCCUGGGAGUAGACAUCAUCAACUACACUUCAGGUUGCAAUGAGAAUGACACAGAUUUGGACAGAGACCAGUCAUAUCCUCCCUCCCAAAAGUCGAAACGUAUGCGUACCUCAUUUAAACAUCACCAGCUCCGUACCAUGAAGUCAUACUUUGCUAUAAACCAUAAUCCAGAUGCAAAGGAUUUGAAGCAACUGGCUCAAAAAACAGGAUUAACCAAAAGGGUCCUACAGGGAGAACAAUGUUCGGGGUUUAACAGCCAUACAACCCGGCGUUUGAAAAUUCCCUAAAGUAUUUAAAGAAGGGGAAAAGUUUGAUCGGAAAACCUACUGCAGUGAAGACAAAGACAAAAUUAGCUAAAAACAUAAAAAACUAUACAUAUAUAUAUAUAUAUAUAAACAUAAAACCUUUGUCAUUUUUGAAUGUUGAGAAUUGUUUUUUCCUUUCCAUAUGCAUAAUUGGCUGAUAAUUAUAAUGUUGUGCUAUAGUGUAGAUAUGAAAGGCAUAACAAUUUAUCAGUUGCAAUUUCAAGAUUUAUAGAUUUCUCUACAACACUAUAAAAUAUGUAUAUACACAAUGGAGCAACCUGGCAUUAAUGAAUCAGUUUGAAUGCAAAGUUUAUUGAUGACUUGCCUGAUUUUAAGCACAAUACAUUUAACAUAAAUGUAAAAAGAAACACUUUAUAACAUGCCUGCAAAAAUGUAUUCUUAAAAAUGUGAAUUAUGUAUCAUUUAUGUCUAUACACUUUUCAUUACAAUUUUUUUUUAUCCUUUCAGGGUCAGUCCCAUGUAACACAACCAAAAGGAGCAUUUAAAAAAAAUAUAGUUUCAGAAAAUGGUUAUAACUAAUAAAAACACAUUUAACAUUUACAAAUAUUCUUAAUGGAAAAAAUUAAUUUAAAGGUGUUGUCUCUUUACAACUUAUCCCCGAUCCAUAGUCUCUGAUAAGUCUCUGACUCUGGUUCCCCCGCCAAUCACUAGAAUGGGGGGCCUGUGUUCCCACUUGAAUGUAUCGUCAGGCACACAUGUGUGCUGUUACUCCUUUCAAACAUAUGAGACAGCCAGAGAUGAAUGUGCAAUGGUACUCCGCUAUCUCCGGCAGCGCCCAUAUGUGUCUCUGCUUCAUUUAAACAGAGGAAGAAGGGCACCCAUUCUAGUGAUUGGCGUCGGCUAUAGAGGUUGGACCCCCACUGAUGUGACCCUUAUACCCUAUACUGUGGAUAGGGGAUAAGUUGUUAUAAUGGGACAACUCAUUUAAGUUCAUUCUAGAGCUUUCGAUUAAACAACAGGUUUUUCUUUUCUUUUAAUGGCCAAUGGAAGCCAAGAGAAUAUUUUAAAGCCAGGAUCACACAGCCCAGAUUUUUUGCAGUCGAUUAUAUAUUUUUAGUAAUAAAUUGUCUCUAACCAUAUCCACCAGUGAAGGAGGUAUGAACUUUUAUAUCUGCCACAAUGAGUGAACUUGGUUUAAAGUAAGUCUGUUAUGUUGAACAAGCAGUUUUAUCUGCCAGAAGCAUGUUAUAGAACAGGAGGAGCUGAGCAGAUCAAUGUAUAAUUUUGUUGGAAAAGAUUUGGUAUAACUUGUAGCUUAUUGAGCUAAAUCUCUAUUCCUUCAGGACUUAGGAGUCCAGUGGAUGGUGUCUAUCAAUGACUGACAGCCUUCCUUUCAUGAGUGUGCAUACAGACUGUCAAUUACUGAUAGGAAGGCCCACUGGACUACUAAACUCAGAAUAAACAGAGGUUUAAUUACAGUACCAGUUAUCCUGAAUCUUUUCUCAUAAUACUAUAUAUCAAUCUUAUCAGCCUCUCUGCCCUACAGUAUGCUGCUUUCAGAACAGGCUGCUUCUUCAAUACGACAGUUCCCGUGAAGAAGCAAUUUUAAAGCACAAUACAUGGGACGACUCUAAGAACAAAAAGUAAAAAAAAAAAAAUCUGCAUGAGGUUCUAAUACACUUGUUCUCUAUUUGUGUGAAUAACUUUCCUUGAUGUUUGCUGUAAAAUAAAUGAG